Molecule: messenger RNA, 2896 nt
Organism: Labeo rohita (rohu)
Lineage: Eukaryota; Metazoa; Chordata; Actinopteri; Cypriniformes; Cyprinidae
Gene: marveld3
Product: MARVEL domain containing 3
Exons: 4
Coding region: 103-1035 (310 amino acids)
Cellular component (GO): membrane
Source: RefSeq, a predicted model, not a curated record
CAGAAUCAGACAGGUUUCAUAGGUGUGUACAUCCAAAACAACACGAAACCUGAGCGAAACCCAGAUAAAUCACUGCUUACUUCGUUUAUUUCAGUAAAGGCAAUGCCAGAAUCAAGCCGGCAUCAUCACACAAGGGACAAAGACUACUCUAGUCGAGACAGGAGAGAUGAAGGGGGACGUGAGUACAGAGAAGACAGAUACAGAGAGGACAGGAGGACACCUGAUGGAGAGGACAGAUCACGAAGCCAUCGAGAAAAGCAAAGAUAUGCUGACACACAAAGGGACCCCCGAGUGUACGAGGCCACCCGCUAUCAUAGUCAGGGAGUACCCAGUUAUACCGAGACAUCAUCUGCAUACUAUGAUGACAGUCAACCCUAUCAUCGUAAAGGGGCACUUUACAACCUGAAAUACAUCACAACAAGCAGAGGCAUCUGUCAGGCCAUGGAAAUCGUCUUAAGCUUGUUGAUUAUCAUCUGUGCUGGAGUGAACCACAGUAACACGGGUCGGUAUCGUGAUAUUGCCAGCUUAGGCGGUUUGUACCAGUACUAUUACGGAGGAGCCAACGCAUUCACCGGAGCCGAGGCGCAGAAGGUCCAGCAGCUCGACGACCAGUUCUACCAGCUCAAACUGCCGCCUUAUGUCUACAGCAUGGCGUGCGGCGGGGCGCUGAUGUUUUACGCUUGUGCCAUGCUGGCCCUCGGAGUAUUUCGUGUGCCCUACCGUUUUCCUCCUCUGCUGCUGGCUGAAGCCCUGUUGGAUGUGCUCAUAGGUCUCGGUUUUAUUCCCGCCAUCGCUUUCUACUUCAUAAAGCUGCAGGAGAUCUACAACAACUCCAUCUGUAAAGAGAGGGAAGCGAUGUACAGCAGCAAAGGUCACAGAGGAUUUGAGUGCAAUUUCAACGGGGCAGACAUAGCAGGAGGCUUGUUUGGUGUUCUGGGGAUUAUUAUAUUCCCCAUAAGCGCCGUGUUGGCCAUCCGAGCCUUUAUACAAGUGCGGAAGAUGAAGCAGAGGCCGACAGAAGACAACAACCUGUGAAGGUUACACCAUUUCAAAUGUGAAAAUCACAGAAGGUCCUACACCAGUGUAAAUGCUUUGGUUAGUAUUUUUACAGUAUCAGAGGAAUAUAUAUUUUUCCAUUUAUUUUAUGCUUUGGCUUUCUUCUAAGAAUUUUUAUUAUGAAGGACUUUUGCAUCAGAUUUGAUUCAUCAAUUAAAAAGAAACAGACAAUAUAUUGAGAAUGAGUUGAAUUUCACAAAAUGAAUGACUUUAUUAGGGUUUCUGCAGGUCUUAAUUCACCCGUCCACAAUUUAAGGCCUCAAAAAGGUUUUAAAUCAGAGCAGAAAGUCUCAAAUUCACAAAGUCAUGUCAUUAAAUGUUGCAUUUACUGCAAAAAUAUUUUUCCGAUAGACAUAUCUAAACAUUCUUCAAUUGUUUACUUUAGAUGCAAAUCAAAAAGUUUUGAAAUAUUGAACAAAUUGAAGCAUUAAUGCUUAAAACAAGAAAAAAAAUCCCUUUAAAUUAUGUUUUCUGAGCCAGAUAUUUGUUUUAACCAUAAAACCACCAAGACAUAUCAUUUUGUUUCUCAAGAAAUAUCAUGAUUUAAGAAUUGUUAUACGUGUUGCACUGGAAAGAAAAACUGAGCAUGAACAACACUUUUUUUGCAGUGUGAUCAGAAAGUACGGUAAAAGUAAUUUCCAUAUUCUAGUUCCAUUUAAAGUCCAAAGUUUACAUACACCUUGCAGAAUCUGCCAAAUGUUAAUUAUUUUAGCAAAAUAAGAGGGAUCAUACAAAAUGCAUGUUAUUUUAUUAUUUUAUUUAUUACUGACCUGGAUAAGAUCACAUGAAAGUUCACAUAGAAGACCUUUACAUCUAGUCCACAAGAGAAAAUAAUAGUUGAAUUUAUUAAAAUGACCCUGUUCAAAAGUUUACUUACACUGAUUCUUAAUCCUGUGUUGUUACCUGAAUGAUCCACUGUUUUUUUUUUGUUUUUUUUUUGUUUUAGUGAUAGUUGUUCAUGAGUUCCUUGUUUGUCCUGAACAGUUAAACGGGGAUUCUUCAGAUCCCACAAAUUCUUUGGUUUUUCAGCAUUUUUUGUGUACUUUCCACCCAUGACUUUAUGAUUGUGAGAUCCAUCUUUUCACACUGAGGACAACUGAGGGACUCAUAUGCAACUAUUACAGAAGGUUUAAAUACUCACUGAUGAUCCAGAAGGAAAAACAAUGCAUUAAGAGCCAGGGGGUGAAAACUUUUGAACAGAAUGAAGAUAUGUACAUUUUUCUUAUUUUGUGGACUAUCUUGUGGACUUCUGUUAUGGACUAUAUGUAAAAGUCUUUUGUGUGAAGUUAUCUUGUUCAGGUCAGUGCUAAAUAAAAAAAUGCAUUUUGUAUGAUCCCUAUUUUUUGCUAAAAUAAUUAACAUUUUGCAGAUUCUGCAAGGUGUAUGUAAACUUUUGACUUCAACUGCACUAGGCUAUUAAGCUAUUUUUUAUGUAAAAUGAAUUAAAAAGUAAUUGAGAUCGGUUAGAAGUUACUGUCAAACUUUUUAAGUAUUACUAAUACAUGACUCACUGUGUUUCUCUUAAGUCAUUGACAUUCAGAGAACAUACUGACCUUCAGUUGCCUUCAAUUUAUUUUCAAAAAUUUCUCUUUGGUCAGAUCUACUAUCAUGAAAACCUGCAGAAACCUUGUGUAUAAUACAUAAUGCAUAUUUACUUAAUUAUGACUGUAUUAUUUUUGGUGCCAAUCAGCAAUUUUAAAAUAUUAAGCAUAUCAACAUAUCUCUUUUUUUUCUUAAUAUGUGCAUCUGUUACACAGACUUUAUCAGAUAAUAAAGUAUUUUUGAGACAUGCAUAUCAGUUAUGUGCAAACACAUCCCAUAAAGAAUUUCUGAGACAUCA